AUGCGCUCCGAACUCCUCCUAACCCUCCUCUCCGCCAACCUCGCAACCUCCUCCUCCCCAUUCUACACCGAACCCCAAUACCCAAUCAUCGAGACCGAAGAUGCCUCUGCCUCCCCUUCAUCCUUUCAAUGCGACCUCCCGCCCCCCGUAACCCCCACCGACGGCCUCCCCUCCGCCCGCGACCUCUUCACCUCCAAAGCCGCCGUCCAGAAACAAGUCGAGCGGCACGCGGCACUCGUCCGCGUCCCGUCAAUCUGCUACGACGACCUCGGCGACUUCGACAAGGACGAGCGCUGGAACGUCUUUUACGAGCUUCAUGAUGUGUUGAAGAAGACGUAUCCCGUCUUCCACGCCCGCUCAACCCUCGAAAAAGUAAACACUUUCGGCCUAGUCUACACCCUCAAGGGAACAAACCCAUCCCUCAAACCCCUCCUCCUCGCAGCCCACCAAGACGUCGUCCCCGUCGCCGACGCCGCCACCUGGACCUACCCGCCCUUCUCCGCCCACUACGACGGCGAGUGGAUGUGGGGCCGAGGCGUCUCCGACGACAAGAACUCCUUCACCGCCCUCCUCUCCGCCCUCGAGACACUCCUAUCCCUUUCUGGUGACGAUGGAAGCUACGCCUGGACCCCUACCCGCACGAUCAUCCUCGCCUCCGGCUUCGACGAAGAGUGCUCCGGCGCCCGCGGCGCAGGCCACAUCGCCACGCACCUCCAGCAGACAUGGGGCAACGACAGCAUGGCCCUCGUGCUCGACGAAGGCGGCAUGGGCCUCCAGCAGCUCGACGACGGCACGCUCUAUGCCCUCCCAGCCGUCAUGGAAAAGGGCCACGUCGACAUCUGGAUCAACCUCCACGUCACAGGUGGCCACUCCUCCGUCCCCUUCCCCCACACGGGCAUCGGCAUCGUCUCCGAAAUGGUUGUCGCCCUCGAAUCGAAGCCGUACUCCCCUCAACUCACCACCUCCAGCCCCCUGUACGAACAUAUGGUCUGCCAGGCGCGCUACUCGCCCGACGCCCAGCCCAGAAUCACCCGGCUCUUGGAGGAAGGUGACCUCGACGCCCUCGCGGCGGAGCUAAUCUCCAUUGAUCGCCCGACGCACUACCGCCUCCAGACCUCGCAGAGCGUAGACUACUUCCAGGCCGGUCAAAAGAUCAAUGCCAUGCCCGAGAAGAUCAAGGUCGGCGUGAACUACCGCGUCGCGCCGCAGAACAGCAUCCCCGAGAUACAGCACAAUGUCGUCAAGUACAUUAGCGGUAUCGCCGAAAAGUACGGCAUCAAGAUCAAGGCUUUCGAGGGCGACGACGAGUACGAAAAGUACGCUGCGCUGCACAAGUCAAAGGACAUUGGGUUGAUGAAGAAGCUCGAGGAUGGCGUGAAGCCCUUAUACGACGUCGAUUACAACGGCACGCUCUUCCUCAGCCGCACGCAGGCGACGCUGCCCGCUCCCAUCUCACCCACCACCGGACCGAUCUGGGAUCUCUUCUCGGGGACGCUGCAGUCCAGCUUCCAAUUUGACGAUGGCAAAGUCGUGCCCGUGGGCGAGCUGAUGACCGGAAACACCGAUACGAGGCACUACCUGGGCCUUACUCGCAACGUCUACCGUUUCGUACCUAUCCGCAACGGGUACACCAUCAACGCCCACACCAUCGACGAGAGGAUCAAGUUUGACGCACACAUGGAAAUCCUUAGAUUCUACUACGACCUCAUUCGCAACUUUGAUGCCUCAGACGCCUAG
Molecule: messenger RNA, 1737 nt
Organism: Colletotrichum fioriniae
Lineage: Eukaryota; Fungi; Ascomycota; Sordariomycetes; Glomerellales; Glomerellaceae
Cellular component (GO): fungal-type vacuole lumen
Molecular function (GO): metallocarboxypeptidase activity
Source: RefSeq, a predicted model, not a curated record